CUAUAGCACGAAUGACACUAUCGACAAGUGCUGUCAUACUACAGCGCAACUAGCCGAUCAUCGGUAAUUAAUUUGUCAAUAAAGCUUUGUUGGAAUUUCAGUUUUAUAAAUAAAAUUUCUAAAUAUGCCAUCAAAUGAGCAAAAAGCUCAGCUAUUGAUUGCUGAAGCCGAGAAGAAAUUGGGGCCUAGAGGAUUUUUUGGGUCACUGUUCGGGGGAUCCAGUCGUGUGGAAGAUGCAGUCGAAUGUUAUCAACGUGCUGCCAAUUUGUUUAAAAUGGCAAAGAAUUGGGUGUCAGCAGGGAGUGCCUUUUGUGAGGCUGCAACCUUACAUCUGAGAAGUGGGGCUCGACAUGAAGCUGCCACUAAUUAUGUAGAUGCGGCCAAUUGCUACAAGAAGUCGAAUAUCAAUGAGGCAGUCAGUUGUUUGUUGAAAGCCAUAGAAAUCUAUACCGAUAUGGGUAAAUUUACUAUGGCUGCUAAGCAUCAUCAAGCAAUCGCUGAACUUUACGAAUCCGAGUCGACAGACUUUGAAAAAGCAGUUGUACACUAUGAUACAGCUGCUGAUUUCUUUAGAGGCGAGGAGAAUAAUGCUUCGGCCAACAAAUGUUUGUUGAAAGUAGCACAAUAUUCCGCUCAACUUGAGAACUACGAGAAAGCUAUUCGUAUUUAUGAAGACGUAGCCACAUCAUCUUUAGAGAAUUCUCUAUUAAAGUAUAGUGCUAAAGAAUACAUGUUUCGAGCUGCUCUAUGCCAUCUUUGUGUGGACGUUUUAAAUGCACAGCAUGCUCUAGAGCGUUAUUUACAACAAUACCCAGCUUUCCAGGACUGUAGGGAAUACAAAUUGGUUAAAACCUUGAUUGAACACAUUGAAGAACAGAAUUUGGAUGGGUUUACCGACACCGUUAAAGACUACGACGAAAUAUCACGUUUAGAUCAAUGGUUCACUACAAUUUUGUUAAAAAUUAAAAAACAAUUAAAUGAUAACCCAGAUCUCCGUUGAAAAUUUUCCACGAAUAAUCCUCUUUGUAUUUAUAUUGCUUAUUUCCGUCAGCAACUAGAAGUUGAUAAGGCUUUCGCGAGUCAUUCUUUUAACUUAGAUUUAAUCGUUCUAUUAUUUAUAAGUGCGAAUAUUAAACGAACAUUUUAACAUUAUUAGUGUUAACAUUUCGUUCACCAUUUAGUCUAAAACAAUAUUCAAGUUACUUAAUUGAUAAAUGAUUCAGCUUUUGAUUAUUAUUGUAGUGACACAAAAAUUUUAUAGCGGUAUUUUCUAAUAUAUUGUUUUGAUACUCCAUAUUUGCAGUAUUAGUAAUGCUUAAACAGUGCGCAACUUUUAAUGAGUCUCAUAAAAUCUCAGUUUUUCUAGUACCUAUUUAUUUAGUUGGGAACUUUUUAAAAUCGAUUUAUAAACAACGUGCAUAAUUAGGCUCAGCCACAAGGCACCGUCAUAGAUCUUCUUAAUAAUUGUGAAAACAUUAAUUCUGGCAUUAAAAAGUUUUCGGCCUUAAGGUUCAUUCCAACGUUUCGGAAACACGCAAAGCUUGCACUUUCAGAGCGUCGUCCCGAAAAACGUUGGCAACUAUCGGAAUCUGAUAAAUAUACUUGCAGCAAUAAAAUAUUUAUGUGAACAAAAAUCAAGAAAAACAAUGUUAUGUCUGUCUUAGUAGUAAUUAAAAUAAGCAUUUAAUAUAAUAAGCAGUUAAAUAUUUUGUUAUUUACGUUAACCUCGGUAGUUAUAAGUUAAAAAUAUGAUAGUGUAUAUACGAAUUUGUUGUGAGACAUACCUCCUGUUAGUCAUUCAUUGUUGAGCUUUGUAAAUGAGACAAUUUUACUGCCCGCGUCAUCAUUGUGAGCCAUCCAGCCACAUUUUCAAUUUUGUAUUGUCCGAAAGUUUAAACACAUAGCACCUUUUAAAAAUUAUACUAAACGUAGGCUUUCUAGAUUGAAAUUACCAGUUUAAAAUUAAUCAUUUUAUUGCAUGUAUGAAAAGUAACCAUUUAGCAGAAGCUGAGGAUCAUAUUGAUUUUAAAAAAUGUAUUGUAUGUGUAUUAGAACAACAGGAUACUUAUAUGAUAUAUCUAGUGAUUCAGUCAACGAUAUCAAAUUAAUGCUGUAUAUAAUCGUAGAUGGCAUAAUAAAGGUAUAUUUAAAAACA
Molecule: messenger RNA, 2155 nt
Organism: Dendroctonus ponderosae (mountain pine beetle)
Lineage: Eukaryota; Metazoa; Arthropoda; Insecta; Coleoptera; Curculionidae
Gene: alphaSnap
Product: alpha-soluble NSF attachment protein
Exons: 3
Coding region: 125-1000 (291 amino acids)
Biological process (GO): SNARE complex disassembly; intracellular protein transport
Cellular component (GO): vacuolar membrane; SNARE complex
Molecular function (GO): syntaxin binding; soluble NSF attachment protein activity
Source: RefSeq, a predicted model, not a curated record